AUGGGACCCGCGUUCGUCCGUGCUGCACUCGGCAGCGGCAUCCCGGCGAGGAUGUCUGUCGACGUCAACCUUGGACCCCCUCGACGCGUGGCCAACCACUUGGCCUGGUCCGGCGAGCUCGCUGAGUCACUGGAGCACCUGGGGCCCGCAGACGGAUCAGUUCCGUCGCAGCCUGCUCGAGGUUGUGUGCCAUUCGCGCGGGCACGAGUCAUCGGCCACCCAAUGGCGUCGUUGAACGGCCCGCCGUGCUGCGCGAACGCGGCGGUCCGAGGAUGCGCGCGCGUGGCACACAUUCAUUCAUGUGCUUGGCGAAGUGGGGGCAUUCUCUCGCGCGGCGCGCCUGAACGCGGAGCUCUUCUGAUUGCAUCGGCCGGGUUCGGAAAGACGGCGGGAGGGAGCAGCGCGAAGAAGAAGUCUCCGUCUGCGCCCGCACGGGGCAUCGGCGGACGUGAAAAAAGGGCGCAGCGGGAGGCCUCGAAGCCCUGUCCAUGUGGAGGCGGACAAUACGGCAAAUGCUGCCAGCCGUUCCACGACGGCCAGAAGCCCGCUACGCCGGAGGAGCUGUUGCGCGCGCGGUUCAGCGCGUACGGCCUGGGCAAGGUGAAGUUCCUCCUCGACACGCACCACCCGGACGAGCGCGCGGAGGACCUGGAGGCGCGCGUGGUGACCACGAUGAGCAAGUUCGACUACAAGACGUUGGAGGUGGUGGCCAGCGAGGUGGACGACGGCGGGGCGACGAUCGCGUUCAAGACGACGUACACGAAGAAGGGGGGCAGCAUGCGCGGGUACAGCGACGGGCGCGGGCAGCGGCAGAAGGGCACGGAGGUGUUCACUGGCGAGGCGCGCUCGCGGUUCGUCCAGCACGAGGGGGCGUGGAUGUACCACAGCGAGGUGGACGUGUGA
Messenger RNA from Pedinophyceae sp. YPF-701, 903 nucleotides. The record is from the annotation of a GenBank genome assembly. Lineage: Eukaryota; Viridiplantae; Chlorophyta; Pedinophyceae.